Molecule: messenger RNA, 1159 nt
Organism: Carassius auratus (goldfish)
Lineage: Eukaryota; Metazoa; Chordata; Actinopteri; Cypriniformes; Cyprinidae
Product: 40S ribosomal protein S27-like
Exons: 4
Coding region: 36-404 (122 amino acids)
Biological process (GO): translation
Cellular component (GO): ribosome
Molecular function (GO): structural constituent of ribosome
Source: RefSeq, a predicted model, not a curated record
AUAAAGGCGUGUUUUAUUAUGGAGCAUGCCUGGACAUGUCUCGUCAGAUGUGCUUUAUGAAGCUACGCGUGGCAACCCUGCACUCAUCGAGAGACUCGAGGAGAGAAGCAGAUCGACGGCUCGAAUGUGAAUAUCAGCAGCUCCACACAAUGCCUCUGGCCAAAGAUCUGCUGAACCCGUCCUUUGAUAUUGAAAGAAGACAGCAUAAGAAGAAAAGGCUUGUGCAGAGUCCCAACUCGUACUUCAUGGAUGUAAAAUGCCCAGGUUGUUAUAAGAUCACGACUGUGUUCAGUCAUGCGCAGACGGUUGUGUUGUGCGUCGGGUGUUCAACAGUGCUCUGCCAGCCCACAGGAGGAAAAGCAAGACUGACCGAGGGUUGUUCUUUCAGAAGAAAGCAGCACUGAGAAGAAUGAAAAUGAAGUGAUGCUUUGAAUACAAAGAUUUGUGCAACUUCUUAAUGCCUUAAUUUUUCAUUGAUUACAGUGAAUGGACUUAAAAUAUGAUUAUGAAUGAUGCAUGGCAGGUUCUUUCUACCAUCAGUUCAGUGCUUCUUAAUACAGUUUCUUUUGCAUGAUACAAUUGCAUCCUGCAAUUUAAUCCAAACAAAGAUAUUGAAAACAGUCAGUGCUGCAUUUUCAGUUUAAUUUCUCAUCCCAUGUGAUAUUCAGCUCCUCGGCGUCAUGUUAUGUAAUUUAUCUUUUAUUGCUGAAACCUUUCAUAUCUAUCUGCACUACCAUUUAAGUUUGGGGAGGGUAUAGAUUUUCGGCAAGUCUCUCAAGCUCACCAAGGCUGGGUUUAUUUGAUGAAAAAAACAGUAAUAUUGUGAAAUAUUAAGAUCAUUUAAAAUAACUUUUUUGGUUUUAUGAUGUAGUUUAUUUCCGUGAUGCAUACUUUUUUUCAGCAUCAUUACUCCAGUCUUCAGAGUCACAUGAUCCUUCAGAGAUCAUUCUAAUUUACUAAUUAGGGUUUCUUAUUAUCGAAACUUAUUAUUUUUGUGGAACCCUUUUUUUUCCUCAGGAUUCUUUUGUGAAUAUAAUAUUCAAAAAAGCAGCAUUUAUUUAAAGUGGAUUUUUCUUUACUAUAACUUUAUCGAUUUGAUGUAUCCUUGUUGAUUAAAUGUAUUGAUUUCUAAAAAAAUAAAAAAAAUCUUACUGACCCC